This is a messenger RNA of Eucalyptus grandis, 3399 nucleotides long. RefSeq lists its product as uncharacterized. The transcript is spliced from 13 exons. The record is from RefSeq and is a predicted model, not a curated record. Bases 810 to 2624 code for a protein of 604 amino acids. Lineage: Eukaryota; Viridiplantae; Streptophyta; Magnoliopsida; Myrtales; Myrtaceae. Gene Ontology annotation, biological process: defense response.
UUGCAUACAUGGUAGAACACACCUCAAAUUCAGAUGGAAAGAAAGAGAUACUCCCCAUCUUCUACGAUGUGAACCCUGAUGAUGUUAAGCUCAAAAGCGAAUUGUACAAAAAAGCCAUAUCCGAACAUGAGAAGAAGUUCGGCUCUGACGAAUUGAAACGGUGGGAGGCUGCUCUUGUAAAGGUUGCGGGUCUCAAGGGAUGGGAUCUUAAAGAAAAAGGCUAUGGAGAACUAAGUGGAUUGGUUGUUGAAGAGGUAUUGCUUAAACUUAAUGCCAGAAAUGUGGAUGUGCCUGAAUAUUGGGUUGAAGAUCAUCAUCAGAUAGAAGACGUACUAAAAAAGUUGGCAGUUGACUCUAAUGAUGUACGUUUCCUUGGUAUUCAUGGAAUAGGUGGCAUUGGUAAAACAGUACUUGCAAAGGUUGUGUUCAACAAAGUAUCUUCUGACUUUGAUAGUGUUUGUUUCCUCAACGACGUUCGAGAGUCAUCACAGCAUGGUCUUAUAAACGUGCAAAAAAAGUUAUUAUCAAGUUUGGUGGGUUCUUUGAAUGCUUACCAUAUCAAAGAUGUUAGGGAUGUGAUGAAUAUGAUCAAGAGAGUAUGUCAUACUAAAAAAGUCCUCAUUGUUCUAGAUGAUCUAGACAAGUGAGAGCAACUCAAAAAACUAGCCGGAAAAAUUGAUUGGUUUGGUUCAGGCAGUAGGAUCAUUUUCACCACUAGAAAUUUAGAGGUCUUGAAGACUCAAGUGGAAUCAUCUAGUGAAGAGGUCUUAAAUCAACCUAAAGGAAUUUUGGCUUAUGAAGUUCAUGAAAUGAAAUUUGGUCAAGCACUUCAGUUGUUUUGUAAGCACGCAUUCAGAAGAGACUCUCCCCUAGAAGGAUAUGAUCGACUUGCAAAGAAGAUUGUUCGUAGAGUGGGUAUGCUUCCUUUGGCUGUUGAGGUUAUAGCUUCAUUUCUUUAUUGCCACAGCUCUGUCCUAGAGCAACAUUUUGAUAAUCGAAAGUUAUGGGAAGAUACGUUGAAGAAGUUAGAUGAUGGCCCUUUUACAGAUGUCCGAGAUGCAUUAAUGACAAGUUAUGAAGGACUGGAGAAUAAGCAAAAAGAAGUAUUUUUGGAUAUAGCUUGCUUCUUCACCAACAAGGACUUAACUUAUCCAAUUAUCAUGUGGGAUGACUGUAAUUACCAUCCUCACAGUGCAAUUAGUGUCCUUUGCCUACGGUCCUUGAUAAAAGUUGGACAAGAUAAUAAGUUUUGGAUGCAUGACCAAGUUCGAGAUCUGGGAAGGCACAUCAUCCUUGAAGAGUAUCCUCGUAAAAUUAGUAGGAUUUGGAUUCGUGCAAAUACCGUAAAGUUACUGAAGAGAAAAGAGAGAAAUGAAGAUGUAGAAGCACUUAGUCUGACUUCCUAUGGCUGCAGCCCAGACAUUUUACGUAAAAAUUUAUAUGAACCAAGGUCAGUCAAGCCAGAUCUUUCAAGGAGCAAUAUCGAAGAUGACAGAGGUGGAAGCAGCCAAUUCCAGAGAAAUGAAGAUGUAAUAGUACCAAACUUAACUUCCGAUGGCUACAGCCGGAGCAUUGUACCUGAAGAAUUAGAUGCUCUACUGGAUCCAAGGUUAGUUAGGCCAAACCUUUCAAGGAGCAAUGUCAAAGAUGACGUGGUUGGAUGGAGCCAAUUUGAGAUCAAUGAAGAUGUAAUAGUACCAAAUUUGACCUCUGAUGACUGCAGUCAGAGCAUUGUGCCUAAAGAAUUAGAUGCUCCACCAAAUUUAAGGUUAGUCAAGCUAGACCUUUCAAGGAGCAAUAUCGAAGAUGACUGGGGUGGAUGGAGCCAAUUUCAGAGAAAUGAAAAUGUAAUAGUACCAAACUCAACUUCCGAUGGCUGCAACCGAAGUAUUGUAUCUAAAGAAUUAGAUGCCGUACCAAAUCCAAGGUUAGUUAGUCCAAACCUUUCAAGGAGCAAUAUCGAAGAUGACUUGGGUGAAUGGAGCCAAUUCCAGAGAAAUGAAGAGGCAAUGGUACCAAACCUGACUUUCAAUGGCUGUAGCCGAAGCAAUGUAACUGAAGAAUUAGAUGCUCUACGAAAUCCAAGGUUAGUUAGACCAGACCUUUUAAGGAGCAACAUAGAAGAUGACGGGGGUGGAUGGAGUCAAUGCCAGACAAAUGAAGAGGCAAUGGUACCAAACCUGACUUCCAAUGGCUGCAACCGGAGCAUUAUACCUGAAGAAUUAAAUGCUCUACCAAAUCUAAGGUUCCUUCGUGUUAAAGGCAUUGAUUUUUCUGGCGACUUUGAGAAUCUUGUUUCAAGGUUAUGUUGGCUUUCUUGGAAAGUGACACAUAAUAAAUUUUAUGCCAAGAAUUUUCAUUUUGUUAGCUUAGUCGUGCUAGACCUUUCAAGGAGCAAUAUUGAAAAUGACUGGGGUGGAUGGAGCCAAUUCCAGGUACGCCUUUCUCUAAUCAUCGUAAUAACAGACCAAGAAGAGCAUUGUAUGGAUAGAGAGUCCAUGUCUUCUUUCUAUCUUCACCAAUCAUGCAUCCACUAUGUCUAUUGGUUUCGUGCUCUCCUGAUCUCACUCGAAUCUAGGAACAUAAAUAUUUUUGCGAGAGUAACAAAGGAGAGGAAGCUAUAGAUUCACAUCAUUUUUUUUUUUUAAAUUCCAUAUCUUAUUAUAUGACUUCCAGAUCAUCUAAACCGAGUAAACCCAUUUGUUGAUAAAUUUCUACUUCAAUUAUCCCACUUCGAACUUCUAUUACUUCUGCUUUUUUUUCCCACAAACUUGUCAACAAUUGCACUCAUGAUCUUAUUCAAUCUUCUACCAUUUUCUUCUUCAUCAAAUUGUGCUAUAUGCUAUUAUCACAAGAUUUUAUUGAAUUAUUAAAGAGAGGGUAAUUAGGUUAACCUUCCCUCCGGAUAUGUACCCCGAGAUGCUUGAUGCGACUCAUUCAUUUUAAUUCAAUUUUUUUCUCCAACAGAUGACCAAGAAAUUGAAAGUUCUGGAUUUAACGAGUUGCAUGAAGUUGACGAGUACACCCGACUUCUCUAACUUCAUGUCUUUGGAGAUCUUAAUACUUGCUGGGUGUGUCAAGUUGAUCACAAUUGACUGCUCCAUCAGUAAGCUUGAGCUCCUGAAAACUUUGAAUAUCAAGGGCUGUCCGCUUCUCCGGAAGCUGCCCGCUCUGCAUUCUUUGACGCAGAUUGUCAGGGACCAAGAUACUCGACUUAUUGAAAGGCUCCAAAUGCGUCAACAAGAGAGGUUCUUACGGCACUCUGGUGGACGGAUAUGUGGAGGGAGCACUAGACGCCACGACGGUUCCGCGUGUAUGUGCAUGCCUCCAGCUCCUCCGAACCAAAAUAAGGGGAAAAGAAAAAAAGGUGCUUCUGGAGGCACUUGACAAUCUGAAAUU